GAUAAAAAAAACAAUGAAAGACCUCAAAUUACGGUGUAAAAAUUUGAAGGAGGAGCACAGUUCAUUUCGUGAUCCUGCUGAUAAAAUGAUUGUGGAGAAGGACAAAGAAAUUUCUAGACUUAUAGAUAUGGCUGAUGAUAACGAUAAUUAUAACACAGGCACGUAUAAACAGGACACAUCAAGUAUAAGCAACUCUGCUGCAGAACAGCAGAUUCUUAUUUUGGCAAGGCAGCAAGCCCAAAGAGAAGAAGAACUAGCACAGUCACCGCGGCACAUUUUAGCUCUUCAAAAGGAAAUUGAGGAUCUGGAGCGUGAGAAUCGGCUGCAUAGCCCACGGGAAUCUAUGUUGAAGGCUGAGCUUCGCAACAUGGAAAGAAUGCAGAAGAGGGAAGGAGUAGAUAUGACAUACCUGAAAAAUGUAAUCUUAAAGCUUCUUGAAACAGGUGAAGUGGAGGCCCUAUUACCUGUAGUUGGUAU
Molecule: messenger RNA, 477 nt
Organism: Prunus avium (sweet cherry)
Lineage: Eukaryota; Viridiplantae; Streptophyta; Magnoliopsida; Rosales; Rosaceae
Source: RefSeq, a predicted model, not a curated record